This is a messenger RNA of Juglans regia (Persian walnut), 3073 nucleotides long. RefSeq names its product probable LRR receptor-like serine/threonine-protein kinase At3g47570. Gene Ontology annotation, biological process: protein phosphorylation. Gene Ontology annotation, molecular function: protein binding; ATP binding; protein kinase activity. The record is from RefSeq and is a predicted model, not a curated record. The transcript is spliced from 4 exons. The coding region runs from base 2 to 2941 and encodes 979 amino acids. Lineage: Eukaryota; Viridiplantae; Streptophyta; Magnoliopsida; Fagales; Juglandaceae.
CAUGGAUAGAGUCCUCCUCCUUUGUGUGAUACUGCUUUUGGUACGAUGUUACAAUAUGGCUAUCUCAGUUGAUGCAACCAUUCCAAAUAUUGCCACAGAUCAAGCUGCCCUUCUCGCCUUAAAGUUUGGUAUUUCUCAUCCCGACCCUGAUCAUAAUAUUCUAGCGAGCAAUUGGUCCGCCAAUACAUCUGUUUGCAGUUGGAUUGGUGUCACUUGUGGUUCUAAACAUCACCGAGUCAUAGCCUUGAACCUUUCUUACAUGGGUCUUGAGGGUACCAUUCCUCCACAGAUAGGAAACCUUUCAUUUCUUGUUAGUCUGAGACUAAGAAACAAUAGUUUUCAUGGCUCUGUGCCCAAUGAGUUGUCUCGUCUUUACCGGUUGAAAAACUUGAACUUUGGAUUCAACAACUUCAAUGGAGAAAUCCCAUCAUCUUUGGGACUAUUAUCGAAACUUCGAGAUUUGUUUCUAUUUGGCAAUAGAUUCACAGGUGCUAUCCCACAAUCCAUAUCGAACAUGUCUUCCUUAGAAAGGAUUGGUUUGGCCUUCAAUGGGUUAUCGGGCUAUAUACCUUCCUCCCUGUUCAACAUAUCUACCUUGAAACAAAUUGAUCUUGGAGAUAAUAAGCUUUCGGGCCCGAUGCCUUCUAUUUUGUUUAACAUGCCUUCCCUGCAAAAGAUUGAUCUCUACUCCAACGAGCUCUCGGGGAGACUUCCAACGGAUACGUUUGAUCAUCUUCCCAACUUACAAUGGCUUCAACUUUCUCAUAACAGAUUUUAUGGCGGACUUCCAUCCACUUUGUUCAGCUGCAAACAACUGCAAUAUUUGUCGGUGUGGUUUAAUAACUUCACCGGAAUAGUACCGCCGGCAAUCGGAAACUUAACCAUGCUUACGACUUUGUACCUUGCCGAAAACAACUUUGCUGGUGCAAUUCCGAAUGAAAUUGGUCAUCUACAAAACUUGGAGAACCUCAAUAUCGGAGACAACCAUUUCUCUGGCCCAAUUCCGUUUGAGGUUUUCAAUAUCACAACACUGCAAAUCAUUGGAAUGCCUUUGAAUAAUCUCUCUGGUCCUCUCCCAUCAAAUCUAGGCCUUUUCCUUCCAAAUCUUCAGCGGCUUCUAUUUGGGGGAAAUGAACUCAAUGGAACAAUUCCCAGCUCCAUCUCCAAUGCAUCACAACUCACUCAUCUAGACUUGUCUACGAACUCAUUCUCUGGCUUCAUUCCAAAUACAAUUGGUAAUUUAGGUCUCCUCCAGUAUCUCAACUUAGAAUUCAAUAACUUGACUAUUGGAUCUCCAGAAAUGAAUAGCCUUUUCUCUUCUUUGUCAAAUUGCAUAUAUCUGGAAAUAUUAUCUUUUACAGAAAAUCCACUAAAUGCUAUCCUUCCCAAUUCCAUUGGAAAUCUCUCCACUUCUCUUCAGAAAAUGUUAUUGGGUGGUUGCAAUAUCAAGGGCAGCAUUUUCCAAGAUAUUGGCAAUUUAAGCAGCUUGACAAGUUUGGACUUGGGGGACAAUGAGUUGGUUGGACUGAUUCCAACUGCAUGGGGGAAAUUGGGAAUGCUCCAAGGUUUGUCCCUGGAUAAUAAUAGAUUGCAGGGUCCCAUCCCAUCAAAUCUUUGCCAUUUAAAGAGCUUGUUUGAGUUAUAUUUAAGAGACAAUGAGCUAGUUGGACAAAUUCCUGGAUGCAUAAAUAAUCUGGUUUUGCUAAGAUACCUCCGCUUAGGCUCAAAUAAAUUAACUUCUACAGUUCCUUUGAGCUUGUGGAACUUGACAGACUUAUUGGAGGUUGACCUAUCAUCGAAUUCUCUAAGUGGCCGCCUCUCUUUAGAGCUUGGAAAUUUGAAGGUAUUGGGAGACUUGGAUUUAUCAAACAAUCGAUUAUCAGGUGAUAUCCCGAUGACAAUUGGUAGUCUCAAGGAUCUACAAAUUCUCUCCUUAGCAGGAAAUCAAUUAGAAGGUUCAAUUCCUGAAUCAUUUGGUGAUUUGGUAAGCUUGGAGUUCUUGGAUGUUUCUGGUAAUAAUUUAUCUGGAGAGAUUCCCAAAUCCUUAGAAGCACUCGUAUAUCUUAAAUAUCUAAAUGUCUCAUUCAAUAGACUGCGAGGAGAAAUUCCUACAAAAGGACCAUUUAUGAACUUCUUGGCUGCAUCAUUUAUGUCAAAUGAAGCACUUUGUGGUGCUCCCCAAUUGAAAGUUCUCCCCUGCAAAAGAGAUGCUUCUCGAUCAAAAAAGUCCAGAAUAAGGCAUAUACUAGCAUUUUUACUACCUGCAGUUGGAUUAACAUUAAUACUUGUGGCAGCAUCCCUCGUAUUAAUCUUAAAAAAAUGCCAUAAGAAGUCAACAAGUUCGGUAGACUUGUCUCCUUUAGCACCAUGGAGAAGAGUUUCUCACCAAGAGCUUCUACGAGCAACAGAAGGGUUUAAUCCAAAUAAGUUGAUUGGAGAAGGGAGUUUUGGGUCUGUGUACAAAGCAACAUUCUUGGAUGAUAUGGUUGCACAUGUUGCUGAUUUUGGAAUAGCCAAGCUCUUAGGAGAUGAGGAUCUUAUAAAGCGAACCAUGACCCUUGCUACUAUUGGGUAUAUGGCACCAGAGUAUGGAUCCGAAGGGAUUGUUUCUGCAAGAGGCGAUGUGUAUAGCUAUGGCAUUUUACUUAUGGAAACUUUCACGAGAAAGAAGCCUAUAGAUGACAUGUUUGUUGAAGAGAUGAACUUGAAGCGCUGGGUUGAGGAAUCUCUAGUUGUCUCCAUAGUCAAAAUCAUUGAUGCCAGUUUGCUGGGAGACGAAAGGUAUGAUGCAGCUACGAUGGACACAGUAUCAUCCAUCAUGGGACUAGCUUUGGACUGUUGCGUAGAUUCACCUGAAGAGAGGAUCAAUACAAGAAGUAUUCCAAUAGCACUCAACAAGAUCAAAUCCAAGUUUCUGCAAGAUCUUCAAAGAACGGCCUGAUCAUUUUAGAUAUAUCAUGUUGAUCUGCUUAUAAAUUUGUCUGCCACUCUUCAUUAUAAGUUUAUGUUUGUUCCUUUCCAAAUAUUACGACAGUCACUCCCACGCAUCUUUAAGAUAUAUAUAUUUUUUUUG